UUUGAAGCUGAGUUUCGAAGGUUUUCUUUAAAAAGAGAUCUGCUUAAAAAGUAUGAAGAGUUCUAUAACCUAAUUGAAAACACACAUUGUUUAAAGAAAGAAACUUUUUCAAUAUUUUAUCGACAUCCUCAUGAUGGUGAUCUUUUACCUAUAAAUAAUACAGAAAACUUCAUGCAUGCCCUAAGUUUAUCUUUGCCUCUUCUGAGAUUAUUUGUGCAACGAGGAGAUAUGUCUGAACUUGUAAAUAAGUUCAAUCAAAGUAAGCGUGGUCUGGGUUUUAAUCCAUCAACAAUGGUGGUAAACAAAAAAUUACAGAUUAGUGUUCCGAAAGAUUUCAGAAGAGUGUCUGCUAUUAUUGACGCUGACAUUUUACCAGAUAGUGUACGACGUGUGAGACUGUGCAAACACAAUUCUGACAAACCUCUAGGUUUCUAUAUUCGAGAUGGCACAAGUAUUCGAGUUACUGCAGAUGGACUAGAAAAAGUACCUGGAAUAUUUAUUUCUCGCUUAGUUCCAGGAGGUUUAGCUGAAAGCACAGGAUUGCUAUCUGUAAAUGAUGAGGUUUUAGAAGUCAAUGGCAUUGAAGUUACAUCUAAAAGUUUGGACCAAGUCACUGAAAUGAUGGUGGCUAAUAGUCAUAAUUUAAUAGUUACUGUCAAACCUGUUGAUCAGACUUAUACAAGUACAAAACAUAGUAAAGAGGGUGAUUCUGACUAUAAAGGGGGAUCCAUUGGGGUCAAGCCUCAUUCUGGUACACAUUUAGUACCACCUGAAAUGGAUGUUAUUAAUUCUGAUGAUGAAGAUGAACCUGUUGUCAGCUAUGAUGGAGUAAUACAUGUGUGAUGAUAAUUUAGAUGUUUUUUUUUUUAGUUUUUAUUUUAGCACAAUAAAUUAUAGAAAAGUUUUAACCUAAAGCUGAACCUGAAAUUCUAAUGCACUUUUUUUUAUUUUAUAAACCAAAAGCUUUGUAUGCUACAUUUUCCUUCAAGAUUCGUUUACAUAAUAUAAAAAGUUGUCAUUUACUUUAUUUUUUGGUUUUUUGUUAUGUUUCUUAUCCAAAGUUUUAAUAAUAGGGUUUCUGAUUUUUUUUUCGAACUACAUUUUGUAUUUUUUGUAUAAAAUUUUUGUUGAAAAAUAUUUAACAUAUUUUAUAUAAAAAUAAUUGAGUGAUUAGUGUUCAGUUUUUGUAGGUUAUAUUCAUUCACACAAUUUGUAUAUGAAUUUAUGAAUUUAUUUUUUUACGAUAUAUAAUGGUUGAAAUAUGUGAUUUUUAGUGGGUUAUAUAUAAAUUAAUAUUUAUCAACCCUUUUUUCAUUAUGAAAACAAUAUAGAAAUAAUAGAAAGCCAAAAUCAUAAAAUAUUAUUUUACUCACUUUGUUUACUAAAGUUUAUUAUUUAACAAUAACAAGCUACAACAGUUUUUAACUAGAUCUUGCAAAGUUUUAUGUGUUUUAUUUAUGAAUUUGUAAUUGUUCAUUAUUUGUGUCAUGAAUAUUUUUUUUAUAAAUAUUGCUAACAACUCUUGUAUAAAUAUUAUAUAGCAAUUGUAUAUAAGUUACACUUUUAGUA
Hydra vulgaris (swiftwater hydra) is the source of this 1569-nucleotide messenger RNA. The record is from RefSeq and is a predicted model, not a curated record. NCBI's taxonomy places the organism in Eukaryota, Metazoa, Cnidaria, Hydrozoa, Anthoathecata, Hydridae.